CCCUUCGUUCCUCAUCUCUUGAUUGUUUUCCAGCAGGAAACAGCCCCCUUUGUUCCACGUAAAAUAAUCAGCCAUGCAGAGGCCAUGCUUCGCUACAGAUCUUCUCUCUUCCCGUUGCCCUGCAUUCUGCUGUCUCUCACAUUGUGGGCCCACAUUGCUUGUUGCUGUUCUGUUGUCAAGUUCCAUCAGCUUCCCAUGCGUCCAAUCAAAGUUAUUUCAUUCAUUGGCCCGUUUCCACCGAAAUAUGCAUCCAUUUGCGAUCCCCGGCAGUGUGCGUCCAGUGUUCGACUCCAAAGAUUACCAACGGACUUUCUUGGGCUCGGCGAGAAUCUCGCAGCAGAUACUGAUCGUAAAAUAUCUACGCCCGGUCAUCCCAUUAUGCUUACUCCGCUAUCCCGAAAGUCUUAGAGUCUUUGUGUACGGUACACCGCAUCAUGUCCGAUGCUGUUUGCAAAAUUUAGGCGUGGUAUCAUCGUGUACAUCUCCAUCUUAUCAUUCUCACAAUCAACAAGUCCCAUUCAGCAUUUAUUCAAGAAUAUAAUGACACAGCCCUUACUUGGUGUUUCAGGCUUCUUGACAGCUGUACUCCUACCGCUCUGUGCAUCAUCGAGCAUUGUGCCGUAUCGUGGUCUCCAAAAUUGGGUUUUUAGGUGCAUCUGACAUCUACACAGUGGUCUAGUACCCGGCAUCCCAACGCGGUAAUUUCUGCCUCCGGU
Messenger RNA from Desarmillaria tabescens, 716 nucleotides. RefSeq lists its product as uncharacterized. The record is from RefSeq and is a predicted model, not a curated record. NCBI's taxonomy places the organism in Eukaryota, Fungi, Basidiomycota, Agaricomycetes, Agaricales, Physalacriaceae. Bases 74 to 541 code for a protein of 155 amino acids. The transcript has 2 exons.